CAAGUGUGUAUGCUUGCGCAUCUUCUGUCGUCCUUAUCACGCGCACACAGACACGCACAGACAUACUGAUUCUCACCCUCGAGCGCCCAGUCAGUCACUCGGUGGGAUCGUGGCGCGUGUGAGAAAUCGGCUUACACGCUGAGGACAGCGAGGAGCGGAUGUGCGCGCGCCGCGUGUGGAUGUGAACCCACAACGCGCACAGGAGCCAGGUGUCGAGCAGCUUGCUUUCUUUAGUGUUUCUAUGAUUUCAUUCUGGUGGAAAAAAUGAUGAAUUCCUAAUUUGAACCAUGACUGGACAUGGGGGCUAGUCGUGUGUGUUUUUAGUGACCGGUGAAUGUAAUGCGCCACGAUCAUGGACCUUAAAGCGCAUGGGGGGAGCUUGUGAGAGAACUCGAUGGCAGAACUUGAAGUUUGCAGGAAUCUCAGUUUGGAGAGGGUGGAGCGAUGCAUGAGCGUAAUGCAGUCGGGGACACAGAUGGUGAAGCUCAAGGCGGGAUCCAAAGGGCUGGUGAGACUCUUUUACCUGGAUGAGCAUCGCUCCUGCAUCCGCUGGAAGCCAUCACGCAAGAGCGAGAAGGCCAAGAUCACCAUCGACUCACUGUACAAAGUGACAGAGGGCGGCCAGUCAGACAUCUUCCAUCGGCAUCCCGAGGGCAGCUUGGACCCGGCGUGCUGCUUCACCGUCUACCAUGGCAACCACAUGGAGUCCCUGGAUCUGGUUACGUCCAACUCGGAUGAAGCUCGGACCUGGGUCACGGGCCUCCGAUACCUGAUGGCCGGCAUCAGCGACGAGGACUCUUUGGCCAAACGGCAGCGCACCCACGACCAGUGGAUGAAGCAAACAUUUGAGGAAGCCGAUAAAAACGGCGACGGCCUGCUGAACAUCGAUGAGAUCUACCAACUCCUCCACAAGCUCAACGUCAAUCUCCCACGGAGGAAGGUCAAACAAAUGUUCCAGGAAGCAGACACAGAUGAUCAGCAGGGUACGCUUACGUAUGAUGAGUUUGCCGUCUUCUACAAGAUGAUGUCCAUGCGGCGGGAUCUCUUCCUGCUGAUGAUGGCCUACAGCGACAGGAAGGACCACCUGACGGCCGACGAUCUGGCCAACAUGCUGCGCUGCGAGCAGAAGAUGGUCAACAUAACUCCAGAAUAUGUGGCUGAAAUCAUUGACAAGUUUGAGGUGUCCGACGAGAACAAACAACAUGGUGUCAUGGGGAUUGAAGGUUUUACAAGCUUCAUGCGUAGUCCAACGUGCGAUAUUUUCAACCCGCUGCACCACGACGUGAACCAGGACAUGGAUCAACCCCUGUGCAACUAUUUCAUCGCCUCCUCUCACAACACGUACCUGACCGGAGACCAGCUGCUGUCGCACUCCAAGACCGACAUGUACGCCUGGGUUCUCCAGUCCGGCUGUCGCUGCGUUGAAGUGGACUGUUGGGACGGUCCAGAUGGCGAGCCGAUGGUCCAGCACGGCUACACGCUGACCUCCAAGAUCACCUUCAAGUCAGUCAUAGAGACCAUCAACAAAUACGCCUUCAUCAAUAACCAGUACCCGGUGCUUCUGUCCAUUGAGAAUCAUUGCAGCAUCCAGCAGCAAAAGAAGAUUGCCCAGUAUCUGAGAGAAGUGUUUGCCGACAAGCUGGACGUCGGGCACGUGCUCACCAGAGAGUCCAAGACGUUACCUAGCCCUCAGAGCCUGCAGGGCAAGAUUCUCAUUAAAGGAAAGCGUCUCCCUGCAUAUCUGUCUGCGGAUGCCGAGGAAGGCGAGGUGUCCGACGACGACAGUGCAGACGAGAUUGAGGACGACUUCAAGCUCAAGAACAGCAAUGGGAAUGGUCACCAUCACCAAGUGGAGUCUCACAUCAGGAAGAAGCUGGACUCUCUCCUGAAGGAGUCUCGUAUCGGCGACAAGGAAGACACAGACAGCUUCAGCAUCAGAGCUCUGCUGAGGGCCACACACCAGGGCCUGCAGAAGAACCUUCGCCAGAGCUCCAGGGGGGUUUUGAAGAAAUCUCAAAGCCGAUCCUUCAUCACCACAAUCAAACAGAAGAGGCACUCCAAAUCGCGGCUCACCUGCCAAAGCGGGGAGGAGGACGAUGAGCAGGAGACGUCCACACGGGAAGCCGGAGUGCAGUUUAACAGGGGAGGAAGGAAGAGGAAGACGAUGAAGCUGAGUCGGGAUCUGUCAAACUUGGUGGUGUUCACCAAUUCUGUGGCCUCGCAGGAGUGUCUCAACGAAGGUACGCCGGGCGACGUUCUGUCAUUCAGCGAGACCAGAGCCCAAUCGCUGGUCCAUCACAGAGCUGAGCACUUCCUGGCUUUCAAUCAGAGGCAGCUGUCACGGAUUUAUCCCUCGGCAUACCGCAUCGACUCGUCCAAUUUCAAUCCCCAGUUCUACUGGAACGUCGGCUGUCAGCUGGUGGCGCUCAACUAUCAGACGGAAGGCCGAAUGAUGCAGCUCAACAGGGCCAAGUUCAUGGUGAACGGAGGCAGCGGAUACGUCCUCAAGCCCCCGCCCAUGUGUAAAGGCACCUUCAACCCAUUUAGUGAUGACCCACUUCCAGCAUGUCCCAAGAAGCAGCUCGUUCUUAAGGUCAUUAGCGGACAGCAUUUGCCCAAACCGCCAGAUUCCAUGCUGGGGGACCGCGGAGAGAUUAUUGAUCCAUUCGUUGAAGUGGAGAUUAUCGGUCUGCCUAUUGACUGCUGCAAGGAGCAAACGCGCGUUGUUGAUGACAAUGGUUUCAAUCCGGUGUGGGAGGAGACGCUGUCCUUCACGCUGCACAUGGCCGAGGUGGCUCUGGUGCGCUUCCUGGUGUGGGAUCAUGACCCCAUCGGACGAGACUUCAUCGGUCAACGGACAGUUGCCUUCAGCAGCCUCAUGCCCGGUUACAGACACGUCUACCUCGAGGGCCUGACCGAGGCGUCCAUCUUUGUGCACGUGUCAGUGCACGACGUCUACGGCAAAUGGAGUCCUCUAGUCCUGAAUCCCAGCUUUACCAUAAUGCACUUUCUAGGAUCCAGCAAGGGAAAUCAGUUUCGAGGCAUCCGCGGUUUGUUCAACCGCACUUCCAAGUCCUCCGUGGAUACGACCUCGGCAGGCAUUCGGAAGCGCUCCAUCAGCGACCAUCUCCUGCGCCGCACCGCCAGUGCGCCGGCGAAGGGCCGCAAGAAAACCAAGAUGUCGCUGUCUGAGUCGGCGGCCUUCAUGUCAGAGCACAAGAACGGUGCGGGCGUUGAGGCGAUUGGAGAGGGCGUGUCUGGGAAGGAGCCAGGGGGGGAAAAGAGGCCCCAGGCCCGGCCCCCCCUCACCCACAGACCAACCUCCAUGCCUUUAGAAAGGCUUCUACAGGGGCAGCUAACUCUGUGCUCCGGAGACAAGGAGCAUGAAAUGGGUGCAAAUGCAGUCAUUGGAACGUACACCUUUGACAGAGUCAGAUCUUCCUCUGUGGAUCUUCUCAUGAAAACAUCUGCUUGCAUUAAAGAAAGCGUCCAAUCCCCCUCUAAGAUGGACUUCAACUGGAAAAAAGAUCUCAAUAAGCCACAGGAGGCCUCUUAUCUGGUUGUUGGCGAUGGUAGCGUUAGAAAUGAAGAUGACUAUGUCAAUUACCAAGCAGGUAACAAUCAAGGCAGCCAGUCUAAGAUGCCUCCAGCACCUUCUACCAACAAACUGUGUAGAUCAGAUGAACCAGAAACUUUUUCAACCAGCACAGCGUUCACAGUUGCACCUUCUGUGUCCUCAUCCUCCUCUUCCUCUGGCCCUUCCUCCGUGACCCCUUUUUCCCCUGUCAAGAUGAACCGUGACCUGAAGUGUCCUAGCUCACUACAUGACAGCACUAUUUCCAGACUCAUUGAUGCUAUGUCCUUAGGCAACGAGCAAGAUACACAAGGCUCCAUAUCAGCUCUGAUUGGUCAAUUUGAAAGCACUGGUGACCAAAACGAGUUCAACUCCUCUCGCGAUCAUGUGCUUUCUCCUCCCAGAGAGCUUCAAGAUGUCAGGUCUACUCCAACAAUGUCAGUCAAUCUAAACGUUCCCCAAAUUGCCACUCCAAGAACAACCCUUUCACCAUGCACAAUUCAUCUGCCAGAUUCAACCGGCCCUGCUCUCUUCUCCAGUCCAGAAACCGCUGAUCUUGAAGAGGUCUAUACCAUUCUAGAUGAGGAGAUGCUAUCACCUCCGAUAUCGGUGUACAACCAGAAAAAUGAGUCAGUCCGUGCUCAGGCAAGUACUCUGAACAGCAUACCAUCAAGCAGUUUGGCUUCUUCUCCAGCAAAAGUGGCUCAAGGUUUAGGGAGCCUGCGCAAUCAGUGUUGGAAUGAGGUGAUUACCACAAAUUGCGGGAGGAAUGGAGAUCCAGAGGAGGUAGAGGAGAGUGUGUAUGAGGAAGUAUUUGAUCCACCGGCACCCACAACAGAACAACAGAGAAGUUCUACUCAAAGAUACACGCUAUCACCUCUGAAGUCUUUCCAGUUGUCCCAUGACCGCAUCGGCAAUGCUUUUGCAGAGGUGGAGGUGAAUGUUGAUGAGGAUCCAACAGAAGUGAGGUUGACCUCACCAAAACAAGCAUGGGAGACCCCCAGUAGUCCAUCGCAACAGAGUGCUAUUUACCAAAACGAGACUACUCCAGAAUACUCUCAACAAAGACAUCCUCUGCCAUAUUGGGAGCCUCAGCACUACCCAACGUUUUCAACACCGUGUCCCUCCCCGUACAGCAAACCUUUGUAUCAGCGACCGAAUCAACAGUCCAGCGUCCAAUCUUCUCCAAUGCAUAGACUCAUAGACUCGAAACUUUCCAAACCAAGACCACUAAGCCACAACGGCUACCCAACUCCUCAAAAAAAUCAUUUUCAUUAUAAUCAAGACUUUAUACAACAGAGAGGGUCCAACAACAGCGUGAUCGCAAAUGGUUUUCACCAAGGAAAGCAAGUCAGCCCGAUCUCCAAAAAUUUUGACAAGAGAACACAAGGAUACAGAGUCAUGGAGCAAGAAAGAUGCUUGCAAAAUGGUUUUUCCUCUUCAGAAAGUCUUCAUGUUCACUCUACACUGUCAGCAAAUAACUGUUGUGGUCGAGGCCUUUACUCACCGCCUAUUGAUUUUUACAUGGACUCCAAUGACGUUACAUCCUCAUCACAGUCUGCAGCCCCUUCAGUCUUGCAACCAAGCUGUCAAAGUCAAAUCCAAGUGCCCACUCCAAAGCUUUCUUGGAACCAAAAGGUAACUGUGUCCAAGGUACAGUCCGACAUCAAAGCUCCAAUGCUCUCAACCCCACGGUCUUUAUCAACCGGUCCCCAGUCAAUGACCGUUGAUUCCAAGGUCAUCACUCCGUGCAAGUCGAAGUCUUUGGGUGAUCUGACAUCUGAAGACAUACUGUGUAACUUUCAGAGCAAAUACCACAUCAUUAGUCGCAGUUUCAUCACUCCACACAUGAGGAAGCAAAAAAGUCUGGGAACCAUGGGGGUAGGAUCUUUCCAGUCCAAAUCUCGUGAUCCCCUUACAGAACAGUUGCGCAAACUAGUCAGUUUUGAGAUUGAGGAUAGUGAAAGAGAAAUUUGUCAGUCUCCUCAAUGUGAUCAGGAAGUGCAGUCCCCAGAGACAUUGAACACAGAGCCAUCUACUUCCCAGGAUAUUGACGAGUCCCCUCUACCACUCACCCGUCGCUUAUCCUCCCGUAGCCAAAGCCGAGUGCGCCACAUCAACAACCGCGCCCGCGAAAGACAGCAGGAGGCCCUGAAACCACGUUCAGGUGGAAUGGUCAACAACGGGGUUGUUUUGAGGAAUAAACCAGCCUCACAGAAUUCACCUGUGAACAGACACUCUACUGGCUCUUACAUUGCAGGUUAUUUAGGCCAGCUGGAGGACAGGGGACUUCCUGAGGGAGCUUGUACAUCAUCCCGGUACGGAAAUGGGGAUCAACGUGCAGAUCACUACUGCACCAGUGACUCAUUUCCACAAUCAGACUCCUUCCACUUCUCGUCAGAGCCAGAGGUCUACUUCUUGCUUAGACUUUAGCUUUGACCUAAAACUUGAUAAAGGACAGUGUGACUCUGCACUGGUUGAUCAAGGAAUUAUAAACUUUUUUUCCCCUGCAAAACGGAAGCUUUUCCAUGAAGCUGGACAUCGAGUACACCGAAACAGUUUACUAGUGUUUUGUUUACAUUUCAAAUCACUCUUCAAGUUUCUCACCUGCGACUGGAAAAGACAAUGCUAACCAAUGAUGGCUAAAACUGGACCUGGACUGCCUGCUCUGUUGCUGUUCCACUCAAGUCCCAUAAGGUGUCAGUAGCACAAUAACAGAAAAGGGCUCAGAGCUUGGAAAAGCUAGUUGUAACUCUGUUUCACCUGUGUGACAACACCAUUUCAGCCGACAGUGUUUAAAAUUUGAUCGUUGCACGACCGUUUAGUGUCUCUCAGUUGGUCCUUGUCCUCUCAUGUUUAAAGAAAAGAAAGGCCUUUAAAAUCAGCCCCAUUUUAUUAGUGAGUCAAUCGAAAUUUACUUUUGCGAAGCCAUAUGCCGGUUUAUAACUUAAAUUUUGAAUAGAUAUUUGCUCUUUUAUAAGAUAAAUUUGAACCUUUAUAAGAUAAUUAUGGUUAUAUGAUGUGAAAUAGCUUGCAGGCAUUUUUUUGGGGGGGGCGGUGGUUGGCUAAUUAAUAUUGUUGACCUGUGUCUCACAGUUCUGCCAUUUGUAUUUGUCAGCUUCCAUUAAGGAUUCAGUAAUACAUUGUAUGGCUUUGGUUUUGGAAUGCAUUUUUGCUCCUUAAAGGUAAUUUUGGUUAAAUGAUGUGAGAAAGGUUAAAGGGAAAAUUUGUUUUUAACCUUUGAAGUCAUAUAAAGCUAAACGGUCGACCGCACAGUCAUUUCAAUCAUUCCAAAAUCCAAAGGCUCACUUUUAUCUGCUCCAAGGUAACCAAUCUACUUUUAUUAUUGGUAAAAUAGUGCUAUAAAUGUGAGGUCUCUUUAAUAUCCGUGCUUGCUAGCAGGCUUAACCAGCUAUGCUACUGAGGCUAGCUGCAAGCUCCUAGUUGCAACGUUUGUUUAGGUCUGAAGCAUUUGAAUGAUUGUGAGAGUAAACAAAGAGCUGGCCAGCUUUUACAGGAACUCUGUUGUUCCCUCAUAUCGUUUUACUUUCUAAUUUGUGGUUAACUUGAGUUCUGUGUGUCUUACAUCUUAGCUUCCAUAUUGAUGAUUUGCUUUGCACAAUCUCCUUGUCUACACGCGAAGGCAGACUCCAGAUAAAGCUCUGCGAUUGUCUGCAUAUUCAGUUGAAUCUGGUCAAAAAA
Hippocampus comes (tiger tail seahorse) is the source of this 7276-nucleotide messenger RNA. It is a transcript of the gene plch1, whose product is annotated as phospholipase C, eta 1. Gene Ontology annotation, cellular component: cytoplasm. Gene Ontology annotation, biological process: phosphatidylinositol-mediated signaling; release of sequestered calcium ion into cytosol; phosphatidylinositol metabolic process. Gene Ontology annotation, molecular function: phosphatidylinositol-4,5-bisphosphate phospholipase C activity; calcium ion binding. The record is from RefSeq and is a predicted model, not a curated record. Bases 395 to 6007 code for a protein of 1870 amino acids. Lineage: Eukaryota; Metazoa; Chordata; Actinopteri; Syngnathiformes; Syngnathidae. The transcript is spliced from 23 exons.